CAGCCGCGGUGGGAGCAUUACAAGUUGUAGAGAGAGGGAGGGGCCAACCGCUUCCGUUGUAUGGGCAACGGUUUUGCGAAACGGGAGACGGAUGGCAGGGAUAUUUCUUGGCAUAUGGGCUUGCUGGAUGGUCAGGAUAGGCAGCCGGACUUCACUGAUGAGGAUGUGAAGGAGUUUUUGAUGGCAUGGUUUGAUUUUAUUCUUAAGCUACGGGAAUAUAUGAAUGGGUAAUUAUUU
Molecule: messenger RNA, 237 nt
Organism: Pseudomassariella vexata
Lineage: Eukaryota; Fungi; Ascomycota; Sordariomycetes; Amphisphaeriales; Pseudomassariaceae
Exons: 1
Coding region: 61-231 (56 amino acids)
Source: RefSeq, a predicted model, not a curated record